Molecule: messenger RNA, 789 nt
Organism: Cetraspora pellucida
Lineage: Eukaryota; Fungi; Glomeromycota; Glomeromycetes; Diversisporales; Gigasporaceae
Source: the annotation of a GenBank genome assembly
UCUAAAAUUAAUAAUGCUUCAAACUUUUUCCAAAUCAAUAAUAUCCUUGAAAAUUAUAAUCCUGAACCAGUAUUAGGACCUAAUCAUUUUGAUGAUGAAUUUGCAGAUGUGAUAAAAAUAACAGAGCAUUAUGAUAAUGUUGAUACACUUAUAUACUGUAUGGAUGAAAUAGAGCAAUUCAUUUCUAUGCAGUUUCAGAAUGCUGAAUUAUCCGAUAAGCCAACAAAAUUUGCAUUCGAAAUUGAAUUAGAUCCAAAACUUUUAGAUAGUGUUGCACUUAGCCAAGAUCUUGAAACGAAUCUAUUAGAUUUGAAGAAAAUCAAAAAUAGCUUUGCACAACUUACUAAAAUUCUUAUUUUAUUAUUAGAAUCUGGAUCUAAAUAUUAUUGGGAAGAGGUAAAAAGACAAAGUGAAGCUUGUGCUGCAAUAAAACGAUUCUCUUGUAAAGACAAAGUUACAAUUAAUAUAAAUAUAAUUCAACAAUAUGCAAAAGAAGCAAAACAAUGGAUUCAAAGGCAUCUUAAUUAUAAUUUACGAAGUUCAGAACUUUACAGGUAUCUAAUUGAGAAUAAAUUAAUUAAUUUAAUAUAUACAAAAGAACAACUUUUAUCAUCUAAAGCAUAUCUUGAAUGGCCUGAAAUUGCAGCUAGAAGAUUUAAAAUUCUUUCUUAUUUUGAUAAUAAUUUUGUGUAUAUUUUAGGAUUUGCUACUCCAUUACUUAAUCAAAUUAGUGUAGAAAAGAUAAAUAAGAUUGUAGUAGAUUCUACAUUUAAAACAAAUCAAGAAUGA